AUGGCGGCAGCGAAGAGAGUCGUGACCGUCGUUGGCGCAACCGGCGCUCAGGGGGGCUCUGUCGUCGACCACUUACUCAAAAAGAAGUCCCAAGAUUACACCAUCCGUGCAGUAACUCGAUCCCCCGAUAGUGCAGCGGCAAAAGCGCUCGCCGCGUGCGGCAUCCAAGUUGUUCAAGCAGAUUUGACCGACACCGCAGCUCUCCGAGCGGCAUUUGCGGGUUCAUAUGCCGUCUUUGCAGUCACCAACUUUUGGGGGCUAUUUAAGGACGCACAGAAGGAAAUAUCCGCAGAUCAGAACGUUAGUCUCGCGGCUGAUAAGGCGGUAGCCCUAGAAACUGAAAUGGGCAUCAAUAUGGCGAACGCGGCAUUAGCAACUGAUACGCUGCAACACUACUUCUGGUCGACUCUCACGGAUGCUUAUACAGUCACUGGUGGCAAGAGCCAGCCUCCGCACUACGACUCCAAGGCCAGGGUUACACGAUAUAUCAAAUCCAAGCCGGAGCUCCUUGCAAAGACGACGUUUGUCUGGUGUGCCUACUACGCAACUAAUCUCGGCUGGGAUUUCAUCAAACCCGUCUAUUUCCCUGCCAUUGGCCAGUACAUCCAGAUACAGGCUACCCCAUCCGAUCAGCCCAUUGCAUGCAUUGGAAACACUCGCUCUAACUUCGGCGCCUUUGUGGAAGCGGCAUUGGUCCAGCCGGAAAAGAUUCGUGGUGGUCAGACCGUAUUUGCCUUUGUGGAGAGGUCAACUCUAGGGGGGCUGCUAAAGAUUUGGGCAGAGGCACAUGAUGUUAGGGCUACAUAUGUCCAGAUACCUCGGGAUACCUUUUUCAGUACAUGGCCGGCGAUUGCCCUGGAGUUUACGCUUGGCAUGGAGCUUUGGCAGCUAGUUAGGGACAAAGAGUGGACUGGCGAAGAUAGCUUCCUGACCUAUACCGAUCUUGGGAUAGACAUUACGGCAUUGAAGAGCGUCAAGGACUCAUUUGCAGAGCUCGAACUCUAA
Messenger RNA from Trichoderma gamsii, 1005 nucleotides. RefSeq lists its product as hypothetical. NCBI's taxonomy places the organism in Eukaryota, Fungi, Ascomycota, Sordariomycetes, Hypocreales, Hypocreaceae. Bases 1 to 1005 code for a protein of 334 amino acids. The record is from RefSeq and is a predicted model, not a curated record. The transcript has a single exon.